UGUCAUGCUUCCCUUCAGUGUAGCACCGACUACCAAUAGUGUAGUAACUAUUAGUUUAGAUUCUUCACUUUAUACUUUACUUUUGAAACUUUAUUUUUCUGAUGACAUAAUUGACAAAUUUAUCAUACAUUUUUUACUUUUAUGAUAAAUUAACGAAAAAAAUCUAUUAAAUAGAUACCGAUUGAAAUUAUUAGUGAAUUUUUUUUGACAUAAAUAAAUAGUAAUAAGUGAAGAUAAUUACACGGUAGAUUAGUGAAUUGGACAUAUGAUAAAGUCGGAAUAGCAACACUAUUUUCACAAUGAUUACGCCAUUUGAUACCGAUGAUCCUGCAUUCAAGACACCUGGACCUAACGAAGCCCGAUUAGUUGCCUCUCCUGACACGCAGUCAAUUGAACUAACUUAUAUGCCAGGUGGAAGUACCCAGACGAAGACUAUAAUUAUUCCAAGCUCUUCGAAAAGAUUCUCAGCAGCCUCUUCGGCCUCUUCAGUACCUUCUCACGCAUCUCGUGUGCUUCAGGCACCUCGUCCAUCUCCAGCACUUCCAGAAUCUCCAGUACCUCAAAGAAAAAAAUGGUGGGAAAGGGAUGGAUCAUGUGCUCUUAUUAUUUGUGGUCUAGUGGGACUUUUUCUUGGUUGUAUCAUCGUGACGGGGCAUUAUUACUGGAGACAAUAUACCGAACUUAAAGACAUUUGCUCGUCCAAAGAAUGUGUAGUAACAGCUGCAAGUUUAAUAUCAGCAAUGGAUACAACAGUAAAACCCUGUAACGAUUUUUUCCAAUAUGCUUGCGGUAAUUGGAAUCGAUUGAACAUCAUACCUGAAGACCAGAGCUCCAUUAAUACCUUCGAAGUACUUACCAAUCAAUUACAGGUUACUCUGAAGCAAAUAUUGGAAGAACCGCUCAAUGACGCCGACAACAAUGCGACAAUAAAAGCAAAAGUAUUCUACAGAUCAUGCAUGGAUAUUGCGCAAAUUAAAAAGAUCGGAGAUAUUCCGCUCAGAGAAGCAUUAAAAAAGUUUGGUGGUUGGCCAGUUGUUGAAGGAAGAACUUGGAGACGUCCUAAUGAAUCAAUUGAGGUUCUUCUGGGUCAUAUGAGGGGAGAAUUCAAUGAAGGAGCUCUUCUUGAUCAGUGGAUAGGACCCGACGAUAAAAAUUCCUCGAUCAAUAUCCUGCAGAUAGAUCAGAUGCAGUUAGCUCUUCCUAGCAGAGAUUAUUACCUGCAUCCUAACAAUGCAGUUGAACGAGCAGCUUACAAACAAUAUAUGACCGAAGUAGCUAUUUUACUUGGAGCAGAUCCUCGCACAGCUGCGGAUGAAUUACAAAAAGUUAUUUCGUUUGAAAUAAAAUUAGCUAAUGCAACUGUACCUGGAGCUGAUCGUCGAGAUACCUCUGCCAACUAUCGCAAGAUGACUUUGAGAGAACUACAGCGAAAAGUUCCUCAGAUUCAAUGGAGAACCUAUUUCCAGACUUUUGUCAAUGCUUCAAUAACUGAUGAUGAACUUGUAGUAUCUUAUGCGAUGCCAUAUUUUAUUCAAAUGGGACGAAUUAUUCAGGAAACUGAUGAAAGGGUUCUGUAUAACUAUUUUCUGUGGCGUUUAGUGAUGGUAGUAUUGCCACAUAUGAUUGAUGAUUACCAGCAAAAACGCAUCGAAUUCCAGAAAACUCUCCUAGGAGUUUUAAGUGAAAGAAGUAGAUACUCUCAGUGCGUUGAAUGGACGAAUAAAAAGAUGGGAACGGCCGUUGGGGCAUUAUUUGUUCGAGAUCAUUUUGACUCUAAAAGCAUGAGUACAGCUUUGGAGAUGAUUCACAAUAUUAGAGAGGCGUUCAAUGAACUUCUGGAUGAAAAUCAUUGGAUGGAUGACGAAACGCGGGCUGUAGCAAAAAUCAAAGCUAAUUCAAUCAAUGAAAGAAUUGGAUUUCCAGAGUAUAUUAAAAACCCUUAUUUACUUUCUAAAGAAUAUGAAAUGCUCAACAUCUCAAGAGAUAGAUUUCUGGAAAAUGUUUUUACAGUUUUGAGGUUUCAUGCAGCUCGGAAUCUCGCUAGGUUUGGCCAACCAGUUGAUAAGAAUAGCUGGUCAACGGAGCCCGCUGUAGUUAAUGCAUUUUAUAAUCCAAAUAAAAAUGAUAUUGUUCUUCCUGCGGGAAUUCUCCAACCAUUAUUUUACUCUCAACAUUUCCCGAAAUCUCUUAAUUAUGGAGGUAUUGGAGUAGUAAUUGGACACGAGAUUACUCAUGGUUUCGAUGACAAGGGAAGACAGCAUGACAAAGAUGGAAAUCUGAUGCAAUGGUGGAAUAAUUCUACUGUAGAAGCUUUCAGGGCAAGAGCGAAGUGCAUAGUUGACCAGUAUUCUCGUUAUAAACUAAGAGAAAUUAAUCUAACGGUUGAUGGUGAAUUGACUCAGGGUGAAAAUAUUGCCGACAAUGGAGGAUUGAAGCAAGCAUUUCGGGCCUAUAAAAAAUGGGCUGAUACUCAUGAUCCAGAACCAAUACUUCCUGGACUUAAUAUGACCCAUGACCAACUAUUUUUCCUCAAUUAUGCUCAAAUCUGGUGUGGAACGAUGACCCCAGAACAUGCUCUGAUAGAAGUACGAAGCAGUGAACAUCCACCAGGCUCCGUAAGAGUAAUGGGCACUUUGUCGAAUAGCAUAGAUUUUGCUAAAGCAUACAAUUGUCCAGUAGGAUCACCGAUGAAUCCAUACGACAAAUGCAGUGUUUGGUAAUGUAAGGAGAAGUUGUUGAAUAUGAAUCAUUAUUAAAUUUGAAAGAAACAAUCAAGAAUCGUUGAGGUCACGUAUUUGUAAUUAUUUAUAAUAUUUAUGCAUAACUUGUAUCAUAGGAAUAUUUAUAUGUCAUUAGUAUAAUGAAAUAAUUUUAAAAGUAAUGUAAAUGAAACAGCAUUCAACAAAAAUAUUUUUCUUUGACUAUGUCAUCAUUUAUAUGCAUAUGCAUAUGUACAAAUUAGAAGACUAUUUUUAUUCAGACUAAAAUAUGGUAUGUGGAUUAUCUUAAAUGAUUAUGCAUUAAAGUGAUGGCUGUUAAAAAUAAAAAUCCAAAUAUUGUUACAUCAUUAAUUUUCUCAUACUGUUAUGAAUAAUCAAAGAAGAAAUUUUAAUACGUGAAAAUCAUUUGCAUCAAUUGUCAAGUUGUAAAAAAUUUUACAACUGUUUUAAUUUAGAUUAAUAAGUAAUUAAGUAUGUAUGUAACGCAUUAAGAGUUUUAACAAUUAAGAUUCAAAUAUCAUAUUCAACAAAUUUCGUUCAUAAAAUAUGCAUAUUAAUAAAUAACAACAAACGAAAUAAUUUUAAAAAAGGAAAUAGACUUAUCAUUGUAUAUAUACACUUUUAUCAGAAGAUCUCUCUUGUAAUAAAAAAAAUAUCUUUCAUUUUUUUUAAAAGUAACUUUUAAAAGAUAUCUGAGCAUAUGUAUUAUGAUUAUUAUUGAAUUAAUUAAGUUUAGUGAAUAAUGUUAUAAUACUUACUAAUUCUAAAGUUACAUACUCUAAAUUUAAAUCAGUAAAAUUGCAGUAAAUUUUUUGAUAAUUGAUCCAUUUUCAAGUAUACCAACGAGAAUGAAUGACAUUUAUUAAUAAAUUAGAUUCUUUACUGAUUUAAAUUAUAAGGGCAUGAAAUAAUGAUAGAAAUAAUUGUGUUAAUUUGAAAGAUUGAAAAAAGAGAACUGCAUUUGUGUUGGAAAAUUAAUUUGAUAAACGUAAUAUUAUUGUACCACAUCAAUACAUAACAAGAUCCAGAUGAAAGUUUUUAUGUAAAAAAACAACUGAAAAUAAAAAUAAUAUGCAUCAGA
Chelonus insularis is the source of this 3801-nucleotide messenger RNA. RefSeq names its product neprilysin-1-like. Gene Ontology annotation, cellular component: plasma membrane. Gene Ontology annotation, biological process: protein processing. NCBI's taxonomy places the organism in Eukaryota, Metazoa, Arthropoda, Insecta, Hymenoptera, Braconidae. Gene Ontology annotation, molecular function: metalloendopeptidase activity. The transcript has 14 exons. The coding region runs from base 300 to 2720 and encodes 806 amino acids. The record is from RefSeq and is a predicted model, not a curated record.